Ctenopharyngodon idella (grass carp) is the source of this 3263-nucleotide messenger RNA. It is a transcript of the gene c4h12orf56, whose product is annotated as chromosome 4 C12orf56 homolog. NCBI's taxonomy places the organism in Eukaryota, Metazoa, Chordata, Actinopteri, Cypriniformes, Xenocyprididae. The coding region runs from base 64 to 1941 and encodes 625 amino acids. The record is from RefSeq and is a predicted model, not a curated record. The transcript has 13 exons.
AAGGAGUGAAUGAAUCUAUUAAUAACUUCUGCGUUACAUUUAAUAUGACAGCAUGCGCAGGAUAUGGGACGUAGAGUGAGUGAGCGUGGUGUUAAAGGUGACAUUCCCAUGGCCAGAACCAGCGCGGACGGGCUGCUCUGCCAGAACAACAGCAAACUGGACUCUUUCCUCAAGAGAAACACCAGUCGGGAUGUGUACGAGCGGAUCCGGGUCUACGAGCCGUGUGUGGUGGUCUCGGGGUCGGUGAAGAAGGUUUUCAUGCAUGUGAUCUUGACCGAUGAGCGCGUGUAUCUGAGCGAGUUUCCCCCGCGCGCGCUGCGAGAGGCGCUCAGCUUCAGACACGUCACGAGCAUCGAGCUGAUCAACGAUUUGCCUGAUUUCCUCAGUGGACAGGAUCGUGAGCGUUCAAUGCAUAUUCGUGUUGUUCAUACUGCAAAGAAUACUGGGAAAAAGAGCAAAAGACCCAAAGGAUCCAGCAAGAAUAAGCCAGAAUGCCCACCAUCUCCAUCGCAAGGACGCAACUCGAGUGCCCGUCAUUCUCUGGAGGGAAUGAGUCAUGAUCUCCUGUCAACACGCUCAGCACCGUCUGAGUCCUCCAGCUGGAGAAUCUCUCCCACAUCAAUGAGUGAUGGUGGGCUGGAGGAAGAAGAGGGCAGCGUCAUUCCGAAAAGACGUUCAGCUUCCUGUCCAAACCCGGAUGUAUUGAGUCUGGGUCUGUUUAAUAGCUCCCCCGCUCACUCCUCCAGCUCCAGUGUAACUCCUCUCCCCAGCAUCACAAAUGACCAGCGACGGACCUCUGCUCAAGACCCCGUAGCGUUCUGUCACAGGGGUUCAGUCCUGGCGAGAGUGACGAGGAGGACAAUAGCAGAGAAGCAGACGGAGGAAGAGGAAGAUGAGAAAGAGGAAGAGUUGCACCUUUAUGCUGUAUCUCCAUCGUCUCGAAUAUUCCUUCACCUACAGAGCUCCUGGAGCAGCUAUAUCAUAAGAUCAACUUUGAUGCUGGACCCAGUGUACAGGAGGAGAUGUGGCAUAUCCUCCUCUUCUCCUCAGAAACAGAAAUAUCACAAGAUCAGCUGGGAGCGGACGUGUCACUUGUUCGGUCAGUUGAGUGGAGAGCUGCUACAGGAGAGCAUCAGUCUGGAGAGUCUGUAUUUACUACUGCAGGAGCUGCACACGGCCACAUACCGCAACCCCACUAUCAAAAAACUCUUUUGGAGGUCACCUGACCUUUAUCCAUUCCUGGUGAAAACUCUGGUUGAAAGCUCUCAGGGCAAUCAGGAAGGAGUUUACACAGCUGACAGACUUCUGCUUUGCACUUUAGUGGUUCAGAUAUUAAGCCUGAUGUUCAGGGAAACAGAGAUUGAACCGACAAGACUCAGCAUGCUGACAGCCAAACAAGGGGCUCUCACAGCGGACAUGCUGCUAGCUUUAGUGUGUGAUCCGGAUCUUCAGCUGCCAGACUCUAUGAAUGACUCCAAAUCUUCAGUUACUAAGAUGCAGCAUCUUCAGGCGGACUAUCUAGACGCGGCAUCCGCAUUGCUGUUUGAGGUGGUUGUGCUCUGUCAGGAGGCUAGUCGCACACCUUCUCUGGGACAUUUCCUUACCAUUGGCUGGGUGUUUCGAUUGCUUAAACCUCAUCCAUUUUUACUCCCGUUUGUUGGAUAUCAGGCCCAGCAGGUGGUUCUGGUUCUCUCAGACCUGCAGUAUCCAGUCAGCCCGUCUCAGGCGGUUCUUCUGUACCAGCGAUUCCAUGUUCUGUUGGCCUGUCUGCAGCACAGCACCUGUUUGAGCAAGUACAUCAGGACUGGAUUCAAGGAGGAGUUCAGGUACUACGUGAAGACGUCAGGGCUGGAGGACAAACUGCCCCAUCACUACCCCAUCAGCCAGCCGGCCCAGCGCCUUCUUUCUCAGCUGCUCAGUCUGGUUCUCCAGAAACCCUGAGAUCUGCUGCCUAUGAGCAUCUUUCUCUACCUUUUCCUUUCUGUCCCUCUCAGAUUGAAUUUCUUAUUUCUGCAUAGUAAAAACUGUGGAAGCUUCUUUCCGCCACAGAAUAAAAAAAUAAAUAAGGCAAUUGCAAUGUUUUAUUUUGCAAUUCUGACUUCAUUUCUCAAAAUUCAGAGUUUAGAUCUUGCAACUUUGACUUUUUUCUCACAAUUCUGAGUUUAUAUCUCGUAAUUCCGAGUUUAUAUCUCACAAUUCAGACUUUUUUUCUCGCAAUUCAGAGUUUAUAUCUUGCAAUUGUGUUUAUAUCUCGCAAGUCCAAGUUUAUAUCUCUCAAUUCCGAUUUUAUUUCUCACAAUACCGAGUUUAUAUCUUGCAAUUCCGAGUUCUUAUCUUGCAAUUCUGAGUUUAUAUCUCACAAUUCUAACUUUAUUUCUUACAAUUCUGACUUUAUAUCUCAGAAUUCCGAGUUUAUAUCUCAGGAUUCCGAGUUUAUAUCUCGCAAUUAUGACUUUUUUCUCAUAAUUCUAAGUUUAUAUCUCGCAUUUCAGACUUUUUUCUUGCAAUUCCGAGUUUAUAUCUCACAAUUCUGACUUUAUUCUUCACAAUUCUGACUUUAUUUCUUGCAAUUCCGUGUUUAUAUCUCGCAAUUCUGACUUUUUUUUCUCAGAAUUGUGAAAUAUAAACUUGCAAUUGAGAGAAAAAAAAAUCAGAAUUGAUAGAUAAAAAGUUGCAAUUACCUUUUUUUUUUUUUUAUUCUGUGGUGAAAACAAGCUUCCAUAAAAAACAGACGCACAGGUAUUCUGAUUUGCGAAUAUGCCUUUGAAUGAAUAUGCUGCACUUUAAGAUUGAAUUUAAGUUGUAUUGUGUCUUACUGUGUGUUGAACAGAGACUGCAGGAUUCCACUCUGUUUAGCAUAUUGCCUUUGUCUACACUCAGGAUUAUAAUCACUGUAAUAUGUGUAAAAUAUCAAAGAUUUAAUGGGAAGUCAACGCAGAGCACAUGAACAUCACAGAACAUUUAUUAUAUUAAACCAUUUAUUAUAUAUAAAUAUAAAAAGAUGGAUGUCUAAUGGCACUUUUUACUGAACAAAUUCAGGUUUGGCAGACCACUCUAAUAUAUGACACUGAUCACAGUAUUAUCAUCUAAAUAUGAAUCUUCUUCAUACAUUUACUGUAGGUAAAGCCACUGGUAUGAAUGCACUUCUUUAUUUUGGUUUACUUUUUUGUUCGGAUGCACUCUCUCUAUAAGACUGUACUGAUUUUCAGGAACUCUAUGUACCUCAAGGCCUCAAAUUAAAAAUAACAAAUAUUUUAAAUAAA